ACGAGAUCCGCAGCACCCUGGCCCCGGCGAUAGUGGACUUCACCCCGAAGAAGGACCUCCCGUCGGAGAACGAGAGCGGCAACGUCGCCGUCGCCGCCAUCUUGGCCGCCAUCGGCGUCCUCUGCGUGGCUUCGGCGAUGGCCUACAUGAUCUACCGCUACUUCCGGAAACGUUCAGUGCACAGUAUGAACUUUGACAACCCUGUAUACAAGAAGACUACAACCGAGGAUGGCUUCCACCUUGCGGGGCAGCAGCGCACCAAUUGCCCGAGGAAUUCUGGCCAGCCACGGUACCAGCACCAACAGUACGGGGUUGCAUCGCCUGAGGAUGGACUAUGUGAGCCAAUGGUUAACACACUCAAAUUCUAAUGACGUCGCUGGAGCCUCUAACGCACAGCAACAACAACUUCGUAUGAGGGAAACCGAACUCUUAAUCCUUAGUAGUUAGACGAUUGUUCCGGAACUCGCAUCUUGUUCAAGGAUCUGAAUGGAAGGGGAAGAGGAAGGACUCGCUUAUUCUCAUCCCUUUUGACCGCGAUACCUCAAGAUGCUCCACGGACAAGAGACAGAAAGCGGGGGGGAAAAUAUCAGAAAAGAGAGAGAAGAAAAAUGACAAUGCUUAUAAAACAGAACUCCUGUAUAAAUAUAUAUGAAUAUAUUUUAAUCAUUUAGUGAUGGGAUUUACAGUUUUGCUUGGAGGCUCUUCUGGUAGACUCCACUAGCGGAGUCUGAGAAUGGAUAUUGUGUGCUGAAGGAGAGACCGAAUUCUCUCUACUGUGGAGAGAAGAAAAAAAACCUCUCACCUAAUUUUUACUUUUUUUCUUUUUUUUCGUUCUUGCGGCUUGGUGAAUUUGUAAAAAAACUGUAAAAACAUAUAUAUUUAAAAAGCAUUUGAAAGAUUGAUAAUAAUGCUAAAAGCAGAAUUGAUGCCAUGCUGGAGGCAAGAUGAAACCUUGCCCUCAAGAAGUGUGAAAGUAGUGAGAGGUAAUUGGACGAAGAAGUAAUAUUCCAUCACCAACUUUGCAUUUGUGAUGCAGCGGAAGCUGUCUUAACAUUUCAGCUUUCACAUGUGUUACUAGAUUACAGACUGGAAUGUGCAGGAUUUGAGAAAGGAAGGGCCGCCUGGCACUCAUUUUGGUAUAGAGAAUUUUCAGAUUAUUCUAAGCAGAUGUUGUAUCUCUAUCAUGAAUUUUUUCUAUGUCAUGGUUGCACAACACCCAGCAUUGGUGCGGGCAGACUGUCAGGCUGAAGCACGCUGCCCUCGUCUCAACUGGCCACGAUAGCUCAUUGCCCCAAGUUCCUUAGUCAUGGGAAUGGGUUUUGGUGUGGAUUCGGGAAUGAGAGGGGAAGCGUGCAAGUUCAGAUUUAGUAUGACUGUGUCCUUUUCCAUGCUCACAAGUUAUGUGCAGAAUUUUCUCAAGUUGCCAUUUUUACAACUUCAAUGUUCUGUACAUGAAAUACCCUUAGUCUUUUUGUAUAUAUAGAGAGAGAAAGAAAGGAAAAAAAAAUAAAUCAAGCUUCCAGUUCUUUACUGCAGGAAACCAAUUAUGACACAACCAGCAAUUUUUACCCUUAUCCAGAAUUUCAGUGAGAUUUAUAGGUAAUGAAGUCGACAUUCAGUGUAACCUCGGGACAUCACUCUGAUUAGAUAUGACCUACAUCAAUUUAUUUGUCUUUCUUUUUUUAGGAGAGCUAAAGCAAAUGUCAUAGCAAUUUCAAGUUUCCGUUUAUUACAAUCUAAGUGUCAAGUAAGUGGAACAGUGAGUUUUUACACAGACUGACACUCUGUUGGUGAGGAAAGCCAGAGUUCCUGCUGUGCUUGUAAGUACAAAGGCAUUAUGAUUUUCACGUCAGUAAGUUUAACGAACAUUUACAUAAUUUGGUCUGUUUUUGGAAAUGUUCGUGUGAGAAUUAUCGAGUGUACUAUUAUUAGUCUCUUGUUCGUAGAUGAAAACGGAAAACAAAAAGAACACUAGUUAAGGCUGAUUAUUAAACAGUAAAAUUAUGCUCACGGAUGAAGUCCAAAUACUUAGCAUGUGUUAUUAUUGUCUAGAAAUUCUUUUCAAAGCUAUAAUUAUCAAUUGCUAGAAAUAGCAAGAGACUCAUUUGGCUCUAGUAACAUGGAACAUAAAGGUGAGAAGUUUUCAAAAGCAAAAUUGAGAUUCACAGUUCAAGAGAAAAGAAAAGAAAAAAUUGUACGAAUAACUUUUUGUUGUUUUUUUCCUGUCUCCAUUCAUCAUAAUUUCAUUGGGAGAUGAUCAGCCUUUUUAAGUUCUUUCUUUUUGAAAAAAAAAAGGUUGGUGUAAAAGAAAUUAUCUUGGCUUAGCUCAGCUAGCAACUACAACCAGUCAUACUUUAUUGAGGUAAAGUGUGUAUGUGUAAGAUAUAUAUAUAUAUUUUGAAGAGCCAUUCUUUAGGAGGAUAUCAAGGUGAUAUCCAUUUGCAUCAACUGUUUUGACAUAAAAGUGAGCAAUUGGAGUACAUGUUAGAAAAAAAAAGGUAGUUCCAUUUUUCUUUUUCCAUCAACCUGUUACUUGUUCUUAGAUUUAGGACCCUAGGCAGUAUCAUUCUCAGUGCCAACAUAUUUGCUACAAUAUUUUGUGUGAAUGAGAGGGAGAUACCAUAUACUCUACCAGUGAGUGUGGAAACGCAUUGUAGGGAACCCCCCUACCCUACGCUAAAAGGUGCACAGUAUGAUCGUUUCUUUCUUUUUUCAAUUGUGAUGGAUAUAUAUUUUUUCUAAUUUAUUUAUUUAGGGUGCGCAAGGUAAUAAACCUUAUUGAAAUUCCAAGUAAGGUUCAAAAUGGCUGAUUCACGAACAUGGGCAAGAAAUCACCCACUCUAGUCUGGUUUAUGGUUAAGCAUUGAUUUGGCUAGUUGGUAGACCUUAGGUAAUAGGGUAAAAAAAAAAGCUAAAAAAAAAAGAAUAGUAUGUUUCAUUUUGUCGAUGUGCUUUUCUACCAGUACUGUCUUUUAUGUGUAAUAUGUAGAGAGAGAAAGAUAAGAGAGUGAGAGAUAGAGAAGGAACAAUGUGUAUUACAGAAUGAUUGACUCUUCCCAGAAACAUUACUCUGUGGUUAUGUGUGGUUUUAUACGCCCCCUGAAAGUUUUGAAUUAAUACGUUCUUUGUUCGUAAAUAGUUCAAAUUGUAACUAGCUCCAUUAUGAAUACUUAAUUAGCCAUGAAUAUAUUCCAUAACACAUCUUAACUGUAUAUUAUCAUUUAAAUGUCUAAAAAUGACAGCUGAUACACUAAAGAAAGGAGGAUGUGGAAAACCAUCAUUGACAUGACUGAAAAUAAGAUGGGGAGUAGAAAAAUCAUGCUAUUUGUCCAUUACAAACUUGUAAUGAAAGGAAAGGCAGAAGGAUUUUAUAAUUAUGAAGCCACAGGAUACAUUAUAUAAGUGUGUGUCUUUGGUCUGCAGUAUUUUAUCUUGUAACUAAAUUGUAAACCAGUGUAUAAUAAGUUCUGACGAUAUGUAAUCUUGCUGUUCAAAGAGUGGGGAAAAUUGUAAGGAACAGUUGGACAAAAUUUCAACUUGUUUGUAUUUAAAUGAAAUAAACCAAAGAAUGUUA
This is a messenger RNA of Penaeus vannamei (Pacific white shrimp), 3574 nucleotides long. NCBI's taxonomy places the organism in Eukaryota, Metazoa, Arthropoda, Malacostraca, Decapoda, Penaeidae. The record is from RefSeq and is a predicted model, not a curated record.